GCGCGGGGGAACCCCUCCUUCCCGUCUUCCUUGCGGUCGACCGGUCUGCCUGCCCAGAUCCGCUGCCGAGCCCGGAUCGGAGGCGACAGUGCGGCCAAGUGGGCGCGGCCGGCACGAGUUGGGGGGCAGGGUGCCCGGGGCAGGGGGGCGGUGACCCGGGACAGUGCAGGCGGGAGAACAGACCCGCGGACCUCAGAGGGGAAUCUGAGAGCUCAGACCGUGAGCGGACGUGAAACUGGCCAGGGCUGGGGGCCAGAAACUGAUCAGCACUUCGGGGCUCAACUAAGAGGACGCCAGAGUGUUCUCCGGUGGCGCGGGGGAGCAGGUGAACAGGUCCUCACUCCCAGCUCCACGCCCUCACGCGCUCUCGCCCGGGCCCCGGCUCCCGUCCGCAGCCAUGGGCCCCGGCCCCAGCCGCGCCUCCCGCGUCCUACGCUCGAUGCUCUGCGCGCUCGCCUUGAUGGUGGCCGCCAGCGACCGCGUCGCCUCCGCCUUCAACCUGGACACGCGAUUCCUGGUGGUGAAGGAGGCCGGGAACCCGGGCAGCCUCUUCGGCUACUCGGUCGCCCUCCAUCGGCAGACGGAGCGGCAGCAGCGCUACCUGCUCCUGGCUGGCGCCCCCCGGGACCUUGCUGUGCCUGAUGGCUAUACCAACCAGACCGGUGCUGUGUACCUGUGCCCACUCACUGCCCACAAGGACGACUGUGAGCGGAUGGACAUUGCAGAGAAAAGUGACCCUGACCAUCACAUUAUUGAGGACAUGUGGCUCGGGGUGACUGUGGCCAGCCAGGGCCCUGCAGGCAGAGUCCUGGUCUGUGCCCACCGCUACACCCAGGUGUUGUGGUCGGGGUCGGAGGACCAGCGGCGCAUGGUGGGCAAGUGCUAUGUGAGGGGCAACGACCUGGAGCUGGACCCCGGUGAUGACUGGCAGACCUACCACAACGAGAUGUGCAACAGCAACACCGACUACCUGGAGACCGGCAUGUGCCAGCUGGGUGCCAGCGGCGGCUUCACCCAAAACACUGUGUACUUCGGCGCUCCUGGUGCCUACAACUGGAAAGGAAACAGCUACAUGAUUCAGCGGAAGGACUGGGAUUUAUCCGAAUAUAGUUACAAGGACCCAGGGGACCAAGGCAACCUCUACAUUGGCUACACGAUGCAGGUGGGCAGUGCCAUCCUGCACCCUACGAACACCACCAUUGUGACGGGUGCCCCUCGGCACCAACAUGUGGGCGCUGUCUUUUUGCUGAGCCAGGAGGCAGGUGGAGACCUGCGGAGGAGGCAGGUGCUGGAGGGCAGGCAGGUGGGCGCCUAUUUUGGCAGCGCCAUUGCCCUGGCAGACCUGAACAAUGAUGGGUGGCAGGACCUCCUGGUGGGUGCUCCCUAUUACUUUGAGCGGAAAGAGGAGGUAGGGGGUGCCAUUUAUGUCUUCAUGAACCAGGCAGGCACCUCCUUCCCGGCCCACCCCUCCCUCCUUCUUCACGGCCCCAGUCGCUCUGCCUUUGGCUUCUCCGUGGCAAGCAUCGGUGACAUCAACCAGGAUGGAUUCCAGGAUGUUGCUGUGGGAGCCCCUUUUGAGGGCUUGGGCAAAGUGUACAUCUACCACGGCAGCUCCAGGGGGCUCCUCAGACAGCCCCAGCAGGUAAUACACGGAGAGAAGCUGGGACUGCCUGGCUUGGCCACCUUCGGCUACUCCCUGAGUGGGCAGAUGGAUGUGGAUGAGAACUUCUACCCAGACCUGCUGGUGGGGAGCCUGUCAGACCACAUCGUGCUGCUGCGGGCCCGGCCUGUCAUCAACAUCCUCCACAGGACCUUGGUGGCCAGGCCAUCUGUACUGGACCCCGCACUCUGCACAGCCACCUCCUGUGUGCAGGUAGAGCUGUGCUUUGCUUACAACCAGAGUGCCGGGGACCCCAACUACAGGCGGAACAUCACCCUGGCCUACACUCUGGAGGCCGACCGGGACCGCCGCCCACCCCGGCUCCGCUUUGCACGCAGUCAGUCAGCUAUCUUCCAUGGCUUCUUCUCCAUGCCCGAGAUGCGCUGCCAGACGCUGGAGCUGCUCCUGAUGGACAACGUCCGUGACAAACUCCGACCCAUCAUCAUCUCCAUGAACUACUCUUUACCUUUGCGGAUGCCCGAGCGCCCCCGACUGGGGCUUCGGUCCCUGGACGCCUACCCGGUCCUCAACCAGGCUCAGGCUCUGGAGAACCACACGGAGGUCCAGUUCCAGAAGGAGUGCGGGCCGGACAACAAGUGCGACAGCAACUUGCAGAUGCGGGCGGCCUUCGUGUCUGAGCUGGGGCAGCAGCUGAGCAGGCUCCAGUACAAUAGAGACUUCCGAAAACUGCUGCUGAGCAUCAACUUGACCAACACCCCGAGCCGGGAGCGGGCUGGGGAAGACGCCCACGAGGCGCUGCUCACCCUGGCGGUGCCUCCCGCCCUGCUGCUGUCCUCAGUGCGCCCCCCUGGAGCCUGCCAAGCCAACGAGACCAUCGUUUGCGAGCUGGGGAACCCCUUCAAACGGAACCAGAAGAUGGAGCUGCUGAUCGCCUUCGAGGUCAUUGGGGUGACCCUGCACACAAGGGAACUCCAGGCACAGCUGCAGCUCUCCACGUCAAGUCACCAGGAUGACCUGUCGCCCAUGACCCUGACUCUGCUGGUGGACUACACACUCCAGGCCUCGCUCAGCAUGGUGAGUCACCGGCUACAAAGCUUCUUUGGGGGGACAGUGAUGGGUGAGUCUGGCAUGAAAACUGUGGAGGAUGUGGGAAGCCCUCUCAAGUAUGAGUUCCAGGUGGGCCCAGUGGGGGAAGGGCUGGCAGCCCUUGGUACCCUGGUCCUGGGGCUGGAGUGGCCCUAUGAAGUCAGCAAUGGCAAGUGGCUGCUGUACCCCACGGAGAUCACGGUCCACGGCAAUGGGUCCUGGCACUGCCGGCCACCUGGAGACCUUGUCAACCCUCUCAACCUCACCCUCUCUGUUCCUGGGGACAGGCCGCCAUCUCCACAACGCAGGCGGCGACAACUGGACCCCGGGGGAGGCCAGGGCCCCCUGCCUGUCACUCUGGCUGCUGCCAAAAAAGCCAAGUCUGAGAUCCAGCUGAGCUGUGGCAGUGACCACACCCGCUGUGUGUGGCUGGAGUGCCAGAUUCCUGAUGCCCCCGUCAUCACCAAUGUGACAGUGCAGGCACGAGUGUGGAACAGCACCUUCAUCGAGGAUUACAAAGACUUUGACCGAGUCAGGGUAGCCAGCUGGGCCACCCUGUUCCUGCGAACCAGCGUCCCCACCAUCAACAUGGAGAACAAGACGGUGCGGUUCUCCGUGGACAUUGACUCUGACCUGGUGGAGGAGCUGCCAGCCGAGAUCGAGCUGUGGCUGGUGCUUGUGGCUGUGAGUGCCGGACUGCUGCUGCUGGGGCUGAUCAUCCUCUUGCUGUGGAAGUGCGGCUUCUUCAAGCGAGCCCGCACUCGGGCCCUGUAUGAAGCUAAGAGGCAGAAGGCGGAGAUGAAGAGCCAGCCAUCAGAGACAGAGAGGCUGACGGACGACUACUGAGGGGGGCAGCCCCCCGCCCCUGGUCCACCUGGUGUGACUUCUUUAAGCGGACCCGCUAUUACCGGAUCAUGCCCAAGUACCACGGGGUGCGGAUCCGGGAGGAGGAGCGCUACCCACCUCCA
This is a messenger RNA of Eubalaena glacialis (North Atlantic right whale), 3675 nucleotides long. It is a transcript of the gene ITGA3, whose product is annotated as integrin subunit alpha 3. Gene Ontology annotation, biological process: cell-cell adhesion; cell adhesion mediated by integrin; leukocyte migration. Gene Ontology annotation, cellular component: integrin complex; external side of plasma membrane. Gene Ontology annotation, molecular function: integrin binding. The transcript has 26 exons. Lineage: Eukaryota; Metazoa; Chordata; Mammalia; Artiodactyla; Balaenidae. The coding region runs from base 398 to 3553 and encodes 1051 amino acids. The record is from RefSeq and is a predicted model, not a curated record.